Messenger RNA from Penaeus monodon (black tiger shrimp), 1905 nucleotides. RefSeq lists its product as uncharacterized. The transcript is spliced from 2 exons. The record is from RefSeq and is a predicted model, not a curated record. The annotation marks the transcript as partial. NCBI's taxonomy places the organism in Eukaryota, Metazoa, Arthropoda, Malacostraca, Decapoda, Penaeidae.
UCUCUUGCCAUCGCCCGAGGGGCCUCCGUCUGUGACCUGACGCAGUGCCAGUGUCUGCUCUCUCCGCGGGAAACAGAGGUGGUUUGCCACUGUGAGGAACACGAGAUGCUGACGCUGUCGCUAACGGCGCUGCCGCAGGACGUGCAUAGCCUGAGUGUAACCGGGUGCGCCUCUCUGGUCCUGUCAGGCUCCCUCGCCGGGCUGCCUCUGCGGGCGAUCACUGUUAAGAGCGUAAAGGACCUGCGGAUCCCUGCCCACUCCUUCCUGGGAGGCCUGGAUCAAAUUGCUACAGUGACCGUCGAGGACUCGUCCAUCACUGCCAUUCCGAGCUUCAGUUUCAGCGCCCUGGACAGCAUGUUCAGCAUCCUAUUUAACAGGGUGGCAAUCGACACGAUCUCGAGCGAUGCUUUCUCCGACCUGAUGCACCUUCGGUACCUGAGGUUUUUCAAUUGUGACAUAGGCAAGAUUGAACGCAACGCCUUUGGUCGUGGGACAAGUAAAAUCGCAAAUUUUGCAUUCGACGAGUGCGAGAUAGGAAACAUACAAGAGCGAGGGCUCUGGCUGGACGACGCUGAAAUUGUUCAAAUCGAUAAGAGCUCCAUUGAUAAAGUAGUCGUCAACAGUAUCAGACUGAACAACGCCUUCUUCUUUUAUCUGACGAGAAGCGCAAUUCGUCACUACGAGGCAGGAGGGAUUGAGGGCAGGAUCUUCAGCGGUGUUAUGAUUGACAACAACUUCCUGAACCCCGUCCCCGUUGGCCCCGGCGAGCCUCGACCGCUGUUCCAACUCAGGGACUCUCGGCUGCGCGGCAGCUCCGUCCCGCCCUUCUUCCAUCUGACCAACAACGUGAUCACAAGUGUAGUCCCGAGCCACGCCUUCUUCCGUACCAACCCGACCAUCAACGUCGCCGUCCCUAACAACACCCUCGGGGAAUGUUCCUGCACGCACUACAGAGGCUUCCUUCGCUCCCUUCACCCUGUCCUGGACGACUACACGCUCACCGUCCACCAGGCGUUCGUGGAACACGGGCUUUGCCUCGUGGGAGAGAAAGUCUAUAGCAUCGGGUGCCCUCAUCUCGCUCCCCUUGCGCUUUCAGGGACAAUUCCGAAAAAUUUCUUGGUCCCUUCAAGAGAAUUGGCGCUCAGAAUUUCAAAAGAAACGGCAGCCAAGGUAUCAGGAACCACGCCGGAAAGGUCCUCCACGGUAAGAGACACGACACCUAAGCCGCUCUCACCGAGACUCAUGGCACGACCUACAAUUAGACCUGAUGAACCAGCAGAUAUUCGGCCACUUCCUACCACCAUUGCGAAGCCCACUGCCACCACAGCCAUUGCCAGAGGCACAAGUCCAUUCACAAGACCUGAGAAUCAGCGCUUGAAAGCGAAAACCAAUACAAUAUCAGUUUUUGGAAUGAGGAAAGCGGCCCGAGUUUCCGAAAAUGUUACUAAAGACUCAGAACUUUUAACUUUUCCAAGAGCAGGAAAUGGACCAUCUAAUGCAGUCGGCCACACGCCCUCUUACGCAGAAGAGGGUCUGAAUGGUCUGGACCUUCAGACCAUUUGGAAUGAGAUAUACGGUGGAGUUUUCUCGCUCAGAUUCCGUAAACCUUUGCCGGAGAGUUUCCCAAGCGGGGAGUCAGGCAUAAAGUUCAGUAGAAAUGUCAAGCCGAUCGAACUACACAGAUUUCACGGAGGAAAACUUGCCGUCUCCCCGCGGUAGCUUCAUCGCUUGCCAUUCUAUCAGAAGGGAUUUCUGGGACAAUGACUUUGUUGACAAAACAGAAACUGAACUGCAACUUCUGUCUUUAUCCUAUGACUGUGCUUUAAUCUGCCCAAAAAUCGCGACUCAAUGAAGGGUAAUUAUUUAUCAUCUUCAUAUUUAUAUUUUCGUAUAUGAAAAAUUAAA